This is a messenger RNA of Exophiala xenobiotica, 2974 nucleotides long. RefSeq lists its product as uncharacterized. The transcript has 7 exons. Bases 207 to 2753 code for a protein of 848 amino acids. Gene Ontology annotation, cellular component: COPI vesicle coat. NCBI's taxonomy places the organism in Eukaryota, Fungi, Ascomycota, Eurotiomycetes, Chaetothyriales, Herpotrichiellaceae. The record is from RefSeq and is a predicted model, not a curated record. Gene Ontology annotation, molecular function: protein binding; structural molecule activity. Gene Ontology annotation, biological process: intracellular protein transport; retrograde vesicle-mediated transport, Golgi to endoplasmic reticulum; intra-Golgi vesicle-mediated transport.
UGUGUCAACACCACGACUAUUGAUCGUAUUGCCCAGGGUCUACUCACAGCACAACAUCCCAUGGCAAAGUGACAUGGAAUCCUACACGACGACUUUCCUUGGCCUGUGUUCUUCUCCUCGGAAACCCUAGUCGCUCAGACUAGAUUCCACUGUGCGCACAACUUCAACAAUUUCUUUGACUUCGCAUAGAGCGAGCGAGGGGCACAAUGCGUUUGGAUGUCAAGAGACAGCUCUUUGCUCGCUCCGAGCGAGUAAAGGGCAUUGAUUUUCACAGUACCGAACCAUGGAUCCUCACCACACUCUACAAUGGUCAUGCCCACAUUUGGUCUUACGAGACCCAAGCCAUCAUCAAAACCUUCGAGCUUACCGAUGUCCCCGUACGAGCCGGAAGAUUUAUUGAGAGGAAGAAUUGGAUCGUUUGUGGCAGCGAUGAUUUCCAGCUAAGAGUUGUGAACUGGAACACCAGCGAGAAGGUCAAAUCGUUCGAGGCACACCCCGACUAUAUACGUGCCAUUGUGGUGCACCCCGUGCUCAGUGUCGUUCUCACAGCCUCCGAUGAUAUGACAAUACGAAUGUUCGACUGGGAAAAAGACUGGCGGUGCGUUCGUGAAUUUGUUGGACAUCAACACUAUGUGAUGGGACUUUCAAUCAACCCGAAAGAUACCAACGUCUUCGCUUCCGCAUGCUUAGACAGAACCAUCAAGAUUUGGAGCAUUGACAACCCAACAGCGAAGCAGACAAUCGAAGCCCACGAGAAGGGCGUCAACCACAUCGACUACUAUCCUCACAGUGACAAACCCUACCUCCUGAGUACCUCUGAUGAUAAGACCGUCAAAGUAUGGGAUUACACGACCAAGGCCUUGAUUGCCACGUUGGAAGGACACACGAGCAAUGUCAGCUUUGCCUGCUACCACCCUGAAUUGCCAGUCAUUAUAUCCGGCUCCGAAGAUGGAACGAUCAAGAUAUGGCAUGCCAAUACCUAUCGGCUCGAGCAAUCGCUGAGCUAUGGCUUGGAGCGAGCAUGGUGCGUUUCCUACCAGAGAGGAAAGCAAGGUGUCGCGAUGGGUUUCGACGAUGGUGCGGUUGUGGUGAAAAUGGGGAGGGAAGAGCCUGCUGUCUCCAUGGAUGGCACUGGAAAGCUGGUAUGGGCGCGACAUAAUGAGGUUGUCUCCGCAAUCGUCAAGGGAGGUGAUGCCUCAGUCAAGGAUGGUGGUCCGAUUGCUCUUCCAAGCAAAGACAUGGGAACCACCGAGAUCUAUCCUACAACCCUAUCUCACUCUCCCAAUGGCAGAUUCGUCAGUGUCUGUGGUGACGGGGAAUUUAUUAUCUACACUGCGCUAGCCUGGAGAAAUCAGGCUUUUGGCUCGGCCCUCGAUUUCGCGUGGGCUUCACAUCAAAACCCCACAGAUUACGCCAUUCGAGAAUCAGGCACGAGCGUCAAGCUGUUCAAGAAGCUCAAGGAAAGUGGUAGCCUUGACGUGGGCUUCCACGCGGAAGGCCUCUGCGGCGGUUUCCUCCUCGGUGUGAAAGGUCAAGGUGGAAUUGGAAUGUUCGAUUGGGAAACCGGAAAUCUUGUUCGGCGAAUCGAAGUGGAGCCCAGAGAAGUUUACUGGAGUGAGUCUGGUGAGCUCGUGGCUCUGGCUUGCGCCGAUAUGACAUAUGUCCUUCGCUUCGACCGGGAAGCCUAUUUAGAAGGUCUCAACAAUGGCGAAGCUGAUGAAGAUGGUGUCGAGGCCGCCUUCUCCGUCGUCACUGAUCUACAGGAAUCCGUCAAGAGCGGAGAGUGGGUCGGAGACGCAUUUCUCUUCACCACAAACACACGGCUAAGCUACCUUCUUGGUGAGCAAGUUGUUCACAUUGCCCAGUUCGAUCAGCCGAUAUACCUCUUGCGAUACUUGCAACGAGACGAGCGUGUCUAUCUGUGCGAUAAGGACGUCAACGUCGUGAGCUAUAGGCUGUCAACCGCCUUGCUGUCAUACCAGACCCUGGUCCUUCGCGGCGAGAUCGACGCUGCCCAGGAGCUGCUUCCUGAAAUUCCGGCAGAUCAAAUGAACAAGAUCGCCCGAUUCCUAGAAGCUCAAGGCCACAAGGAACUUGCCCUGGAGGUCGCGACAGAUCCGGAGCAUCGGUUCGAGCUGGCCCUUGGCUUGAACAACCUGGCUGUGGCGUUGGAGAUUGCUCGCGAAGUGGACAUGCAAGCUAAAUGGUCAGCCGUGGCUGACAAGGCACUUGAGCUGUGGGAUCUGAAGCUUGCAGAAGAGUGUUUUCUCCAUGCCAAAGAUCUCGGCAGCUUGCUCCUGCUGUACACUAGCUCGGGCAAUCAAGAAGGACUGUCCAAAUUGGCUCAACAAGCUGAAGAGAUGGGCAGCAACAAUGUGGCGUUCGCCAGCUUGUGGACGACAGGUGAUGUUUCAGCUGCAAUUGAGCUUCUCAAGCGCACUGGUCGUUUGAGCGAAGCUGUCCUCUUCAGCCAGACAUACAAGCCAUCAAAGACGAAAGACCUGGUUCUCGAAUGGAAAGAAAGCUUGGACAAGCAGGGUAAGGGCAAGGUCAGUCGUUUGCUUGGUGUGCCGGGUCAGGAUGAAGAGCUGUUUCCCGAGUGGGAUGAGUAUAUCAAGCUCGAGCAGGAAAGUGGGUCGGUUGAGCCAAAGACAGAUCUUAUCGAUGUCAAUGGUGAUGAAGAGCCGGCGACGAACGGGACAGCAGACGAUGAGCCAGCUGCAGAGGAUGCCGCAGUUGAAGCCGACACUUGAUUUCAGUGAUGGUGCUAAGACAUGGCCACAGUCUGAUGUGUUAUGAUAGACAGGAAAAGGAUCAGAGUGACUGUUGGGCAUAUUGGAGUGCUUGCCAUGAACACAUUGCCUAGAAGUGUCAUCAUUUUGCGGUCCGUGCAAGAUUGAAGUAGUUCCAAUUCCCCGUCUCGUAUUUGCAAUCCUUGAGUCCUUCCAAAUGGCAAAACCGAUCAAUAUGGACG